ACGGUCCAGCAUAGUUUGUUAUCUUCUCAACCUGAACAAACCUAAUGGCGGCCACCGCUGCCGCUGCAUCACCCUUGACGCCAUUGCCGCCUUUCUUCCAACGCCCAUCUUUUCCUCGCUUCCACGUCACCAACCUUUUUCUCAGAAACCCUAACCCCACGUCCUCCUCCACCUCAAUAAUCGUAUCGGGACCUCGGGACAAUCGCCAGCCAAUACGCCGAGGCCGGACGCUAAGCACCGAAGCCAUUCUCACCGUCCAAGCCCUCAAACGUGCGCGCAAUGAUGAGGCGGCCGUCGAACGCAUCGUCUCCACCUCCGUGGCUCGCCUCAUCAGGGCCGACCUCCUUGCCGCCCUUACCGAGCUCCAGAGGCAGGAUCAGUGGCAGCUGGCCCUCAAACUAUUUGAGGUCGCGCGUCGGGAAAACUGGUAUAGGACUGACUGCGCGCUCUACGCCGACAUGGUUUCGUCUCUGACGAGGAGCAAAAGGGAUUCUGAGAUUGAUAUCCUAAUGGUGGAGCUCAUGGAAGAGUUACAAAUGGGUGGGGGUGCUCUGUCUGGAGAUCUCCGCGGUCCCGCUCGGCUCGUGAAGGCGCUGGUUGCGGCAGGAAAGGGGAAGGCAGUGAAGGACGUGUAUGAGAUGAUGAAGAGAGGAGGUUGCGAGCCGAAUGAGUACUUGUUUAAGUUUAUGAUAAAGGGGUUGAGGGGAUUAGGGGAGGAGGAUGCGGCUUGCGAGAUAGAGAAGGAUUAUGAACUUUGGGGUUUUGGCGGUUUUGGUGCAGAACCGCUAGCUAUUUUAUGAACUGCUAAGGGGAAACAAGAGGGUACUGCAAUAUCUAGCUAUGGGUUGGCUGUGAAGCUUCAAGAAAAGCCUCCGCCCAGCAGUUCUGUCAUUCUAACGAUUGUGCAUGUGGAUCUUACAUUGUAGAUAGAUGCAACUGGUAGAAGGGCCAGGAAGUGGCCCUUGGGCGUCCAUUUGAGGAGCAAUUCUUCAGUUGAUCAUAGUUCAUUCAGACCCCCAGUUGCCGACGUGGCGCACCUAUUGAAAUGUCGACAUGGCAUCACCAUUUAAACCUUUGUAAAGGUCGAAUGGCGGAGUCGACGUUUCAAUUUUCAAGUUACAGUAAACUUUCGAACUUUCAAGCAUUCACUCCGGAGCAAUUUCAAACAUUCUUCACUCAGUUUCUUCUAGGAUGUCGUCACCCCAACGAAUAAGAUGUAGUCACAGAAGGAGCAAAGAGCAGGAAGAGUGUUGGAAAGUUUAAUUGACUCGAAAAAACUCCAUUGUUGUAAUAUGCACUGAUGCUAUAAAGCUAUGAACCGUUAUAUGCAAUCUGAAAGAUUUUGAGUGACGUUCUGCAUUUUGCUUACCCAUUCAGUUUAACCCCUUAUCCCAAACUUGGUCAGAUAUCCAACAGCUUCUGUAAUUAAUACAUAGUGAAAACUCUCCUCUAAGUUUCUCUUCUUGCUAUAUAUUGCACUCUUUACAA
Dendrobium catenatum is the source of this 1488-nucleotide messenger RNA. Its product is annotated as protein THYLAKOID ASSEMBLY 8, chloroplastic-like. The transcript is spliced from 3 exons. The coding region runs from base 45 to 800 and encodes 251 amino acids. Gene Ontology annotation, biological process: chloroplast organization; Group II intron splicing. Gene Ontology annotation, molecular function: RNA binding; protein binding. NCBI's taxonomy places the organism in Eukaryota, Viridiplantae, Streptophyta, Magnoliopsida, Asparagales, Orchidaceae. The record is from RefSeq and is a predicted model, not a curated record.